Leptinotarsa decemlineata (Colorado potato beetle) is the source of this 1111-nucleotide messenger RNA. RefSeq names its product coiled-coil domain-containing protein 186 (gene Golgin104). NCBI's taxonomy places the organism in Eukaryota, Metazoa, Arthropoda, Insecta, Coleoptera, Chrysomelidae. Gene Ontology annotation, molecular function: small GTPase binding. Gene Ontology annotation, cellular component: trans-Golgi network. The record is from RefSeq and is a predicted model, not a curated record. Gene Ontology annotation, biological process: vesicle cytoskeletal trafficking.
CCAACAAAUUUUGGAAGAGAAGCCUCAAACAAAACAAUUAGAAGAAAAACAAACAAAAAUGGAAGAAUUGGUAAAGGACCUUCAUUUAAAGUUAGAACAAACCAACAAAUACAGGAGCAGCAAGCCGCAAUGAUUUUAUUUAGGCACGAAAAAAAAGAUAAAGAAGAACAAAUUAAAAUACUACGAAAUGAACUUCAGAGGUUGCAAUCAAAACAAAAAGAUAUGUUACAAGAGAACAAUGAUUUAUCUUUGAAGGUUCAACAGUUGGAGAGGGAAAGGUCGGAAACUGAACAGAAAUUGAGUGAACUAAGAGGAUGUGCCGAUCAACAAAGGCAAAAUUUUGCAGAUUUGCAAACGAAGACUGUGCAAUUGGAGCAACUGAAACUACAACUGAAACACGAACAAGAUCAACUUCUAGCUUCCAAUGAACAAAUGAGUUUAUUGAAAAAGAGAAAUUUGGAAUUGGAAUCUGAUAUGGAAUAUUGCAGGAACCGAGAAUCUGAACUUCUGCUGUUUACACAACAACUGACUGAUAAAAAUGUAAGACUCCAAUCAGAGUUCACAUCUAUGGAAACCAAGGUUCAACAGCUAACUUGCCAAGAAACAUUACUCAGAAGACAAAUUAAAGAACAAGAAACAAGAUCUAGCAUUCAGACUGACAAACUAUCAGAAGAAAUACAAAGACAAAAGGAAGAAAUUGAAGACAUCUCGAAAAAUUUUGAAAACGUGUCAAAAUUAUGUGAUCUUUACAAACAGCAACUGACAGAUUUGAAAGGUGAAAACGCAUUAAUGAAAAGAAAGUAUGAAAUGUCGGUCAGGGAAAUAAAUAAAGAGCUACAUCAGUGUCGUAAAAAAAUUGAACAAUUGGAAAAUUUGGAUAACACGAGUAGUAAUAGUAGUUCCAAUUCUUCUCUCAAUGUAACUGAGCGCUCUGCAGAUCAAGUCAAGACUACAAAGAUUGAGUGCAAAAAAAUCGGAAAAAAUUGAUUUUCUUGAAGAGCAUGUCAAUACUUUAGUAAUAGAAUUGCAAAAAAAAUCCAAGCUACUGCAGAGUUAUAUCCUCCGAGAACAAUCUGGGACUUUAACAUCUGACAAAAUGGACAGUAACAAG